This is a messenger RNA of Perkinsus marinus ATCC 50983, 155 nucleotides long. RefSeq lists its product as hypothetical. The transcript has a single exon. The record is from RefSeq and is a predicted model, not a curated record. NCBI's taxonomy places the organism in Eukaryota, Perkinsozoa, Perkinsida, Perkinsidae. The annotation marks the transcript as partial.
UCCUGAUGGCAUCAUCGAAAUUGCCGAAGUGCUCCAAAAUAAGUUGUCGGAUCUGUUGAAUGAGCCCUCCUGCUUCACGUUGUUGGAAGCUGUUGCGGAUGUACUCCCUACUGGAGUCCACGUGGAUCAGUUCGUUGACGCAGUUAUCUACACCA